AUGGAGAACUGUUCUUCGAGAAAGCAGCAACGAAACGUCGACAACCCGGGUCCCUCUACUUUCAACACUCAGCGGUAUGCGACGCGAGCACGACUGGAUCCCGAAGCACCACAAGUUCACGUCGACCGCGCAGAAGCAUACGGCAAUGCUCGGACACUGAAUGGGCAUGUCCACGGCCACGUGGUCCACGGAGACGAAAAGGAGAAUCGCGAUAAGCUGAUCGAGCUUCUGCAUUUCCCGCAACUGGAUGUCCGCCUUAAUACCCUGAAGCCUGCACAGCGGAGGACGUACGAAUGGUUGGCACAACGACAAGACUAUAUUCGAUGGAUGGAUUCCGAUUCUGAACAUCUCGAGGAGAGUGAUGGCUUCUUCUGGAUCCGGGGAAAUCCGGGAACUGGGAAAUCGAUUGCCAUGAAGUUUCUGUACCGAAAGUUGGAAAGUACGAUCAAGAGACGUCAAAUCGAGGAUACGUUGAUCAUAUCCUUUUUCUUCAACGCUCGCGGCAGCAACUUGGAGAAAUCGACUCUGGGCCUCUAUCGUUCCCUUCUAUACACGGUGUUUUCCUUGGAUCCAAGUUUGAAAGAGACUUUCAACCACUACCGAAGCAACAGUUAUGAUGGUAUUCUUCAACAAGGGGAAUGGACAAAUGAACAUGAGCAAAUGCUCCUGGAAAUAUUUGAGGAAGCACUAGGCCUGCUUGGUAACAAAGGGCAUCGUCUAUAUUGCUACAUGGAUGCCCUGGAUGAAUGUCCUGAAAGGGAAGUUAGAGAGAUGAUCUCAAACUUUGAAGACCUCAUCGGCAGGACGGAGACUCAGAACUUCCGUGUCUGCUUUUCAAGCCGACACUACCCUCAGAUCCGUAUAAGAACAAGCCUUACCGUCACGCUUGAGAGGGAGCACAGCCAUGAGAACGACAUCAAGACUUUCAUCGAUCAGAGGUUGGAGUUGGCUGAUGAUAUCGACCAAGAUACUGUGGCCAAAUUGGAGGCUGAUAUACUGGCCAAGUCGAGUGGAAUCUUUCUCUGGGUCAACUUGGUUGUUUACGAGCUAAACGAGGUGAACCGGAGCGGCGGCACCAUCGACGAGGUAUGGGGCCGCCUGAGAGAGAUACCCAAAGCAGCCAAGGAGACGGAGCCACCCAACGGAGCCAAGCCCCUCUACACACUCUUCCGAGACAUCAUCAAGAGAAACAACAAAAGUGUCCCGGAGCUCGUUCGACUAGUCCAGCUUGUUUACUGUGCGACACGACCAUUAUCUCCCAGAGAACUCUAUGUUGCUCUGCAACAAACCCACCACCAUCCCUUCAAUUCUCAGCAGGUCACAUACAAUGUCUUGAAGAAGCGGAUUCUGGAUGCAUCGAAAGGCCUUGCGGAAAUCACAAAGUCCGAAGAGCCAACCGUACAAUUCAUUCACGAAACUGUGCGAGAGUUUCUCGAGGAUGGAGGAUUGAAGGCCGUGUCUAACGAGUUGGUCGACGUUCAUGGGCACGAGAUGAUCAAGACAAGCUGCAUGCACCAAAUCUGUGCGCCAAUGGAAGAACAUCUCCCAUUGCUUACGGCCUAUCGUGAGAUAUUGAACAGUAAUAAAGGCUAUCGCGCCUCCAAGAACAUCGCCGAAGAUGACCGAAAAGUAUUUCUGCAGCAGAGCCGAGAGAAGUUCCCCUUUUUGAAGUACGCGGUGGAGAACGUCUUGUUCCAUGCGAACCAGUCCAAGGCAUUAGGAAACAACCAAGCCAGCUUUCUUGAAUCCUGUGCCGCCUCACCCUGGGUUGCUUUGCACAACCUAUUCAAGUAUCGAACAAGCAGCUUCUACUCAGCCAAUACUCCGAUACUAUACAUUCUCUCUCGUUACGGAUGCGAUCACUUGAUCGAUGAGCCAACAGUUUCGAAAGCAGAAUACGCUCGUGAAUGGCCAAUGGAGGAGUUUUCAUCACCUUUCGUUUGUGCCAUGUACAACAACCAUCCGGAUACGGCACGGGCUUUGGCCGGCCUAGGUCCCAAGAAGGAUUAUCGAAACAGCACAGGUCUCUCAUGGGCAAACUAUGAGCCAUCAGAACCCUUGUGCCUGUCAAUUCUAAGAAUGGGAGACUAG
This is a messenger RNA of Cryphonectria parasitica EP155, 2091 nucleotides long. RefSeq lists its product as uncharacterized. The record is from RefSeq and is a predicted model, not a curated record. The transcript is spliced from 3 exons. Bases 1 to 2091 code for a protein of 696 amino acids. Lineage: Eukaryota; Fungi; Ascomycota; Sordariomycetes; Diaporthales; Cryphonectriaceae.